This is a messenger RNA of Zingiber officinale, 2988 nucleotides long. Its product is annotated as protein MAK16 homolog A-like. The coding region runs from base 1666 to 2238 and encodes 190 amino acids. Gene Ontology annotation, cellular component: preribosome, large subunit precursor; nucleolus. Gene Ontology annotation, biological process: maturation of 5.8S rRNA; maturation of LSU-rRNA. The record is from RefSeq and is a predicted model, not a curated record. Lineage: Eukaryota; Viridiplantae; Streptophyta; Magnoliopsida; Zingiberales; Zingiberaceae. The transcript has 6 exons.
AAAUUUUUUGCCGCUGCAUUCUCUCGAUCCUUAAGCAUUUUCGUCCAACCUAUGAUCUCUUCACCUACUUCAGGUUAUUUUUCUCCUUUCCUCUCCGAACCCUAAACCUGCCGCCCCUUCUCCUUUCCUCUUCAAGCCCUAAACCCAUCGCCCCUUCACGACUCGUAGUAACUAGUCGCAGGGAGAGCGAGAGAUGGGCAACAGAGGCCACAAGGUUGUAAAACCUUACCACGAUGAUUUCAGCAAAGCCGAUUCUAAUCUUUCCCUCCUCGCACAAUUCCCUCUCGGUUCUUGCAUACUCGAUCUUCUUGCAGAUCACAGCUUUUCCCUUUAUUUACCGGAAGAGGAGGUGGCACUCUCCUCUUUGGCCAUCGAUGAGGCGACGAGAGCCCUAUUUCCUCGCCUUUCCUUUCUCUUUAAGGUUUGGUUUCCAUCCUUGUAUAUAUUUGGUUUUUGCACUCCAAGGGCAUCUCCAUCUCGCCGCCGCUGCAUCCAUUACGAUCGUAAGCACUACCUCAAUUCUUUCUCGCAGUACAACAUUUGAUGGAUGCAUGUAGAUUAAAUUGUUUAAGGGAUCCUUCUCUUCUUUGUUUUUUUUGUCAGAUUGUUUGAGAUUAGGGCUUUUUCUCUUGCCAAUUACUUCUACGGUCAAUGAGUGGACUGCAAAAUGUAUUUCCAAAGCAUAACAAUUUGUCUAAAAGUUUGCGUGAAAAUUUUACCGUCAGUUGAUGGUUAAUAUGAUUUUUUGAACACUGUUGGAAUUAUGUAUAGCCUCGACAACCGCUAAAAUGCUGUUUUGUUUGCUUGUGUCCUUGCUUUAGUUAGCCAGAGACGUCCAGAAUGCUGCUGUUUAAUUUACUCUAGAAUUUCAACUCUUUCUUAUCUUGUUAGUCACAGGGCCUGGAAAUAGAGAUGAACAUUCAUUUUGUCCUUUUAAUUUAUCAUUAGUGCAUGCACAUCUUUUGGGAACUUCAUACUAGCAUGAUACAAAAAAUAACAGCUAUCCAAUUUUGAGACCAUAGUAUUCAUCAAUUUAGUACCACUAUGUUGAUUUCUCACAUUCUAUGAUGCAUUGAGUUAUACAACUUUAAUAUGUUUAACAAAUAUGGCUAGAAGUCUUGUAAUUCUUAACUAUUGAUUGUUGAGACUUCCUUAAUCAUUUGUUUUAAAUUCUUUCUUUAUUUUUAUUUUUUUUCUUGUGUCUGACUUUAAUUGACAAUCGACGAUUGGACUUAAAUUACUUGGAAGUAGAUACUUUACACAUGAGGUUAUGUUUUGUGUUUCAUGUCAUCCCUGCGUAUCAUAAAUUGUGUGGAGCAAUGUGAGAGAACUGGAAUAAUUGGUGACCAUACAAUUGAACAAUGCCUGUAUUCCAGCAAUGAUCUGUCCCUCAAUAGUUCAUGGUAUAUACAAGAGCCACUUUAUUUGCAGUGGAAGCAACUGAACUGCGGGAACUGCUGACUGUCGAGGAACUGUGGGAGAGAGUUAAACUUCCAAGAAACUAUGAGAAGGCUAUUGAAAUUAUUGAUAAGCAUAUGGUACUGUUACUCUCACUGACUAGUUCUUGAAAUCUAUCUUUGAAGUAUUGAAUUAUUUGCUGUUUUUUUUUCUCAAGAGUUCUGGCCUAAAUUACUUGUGCACAAAAUAAAACAACGACUAACCAAAAUGACUCAAUGUCGAAUCCGCAUGAGAAAGCUUGAAUUAAAAGUGAGGGAAAAGAUAAUGACAGUGCCCAGAAAGGAAAAGAGAGAAGCCAGGAGGGAGGAAAAAGUUGAAAAGGCUGCAGUUUUGGAUAAGAGCAUCGAGACUGAACUUCUAGAGCGCCUGAAGAAAGGUGUUUAUGGUGACAUAUACAACUACCCUGUCGAGGCAUAUAAUAAUAUCUUGGAAAUGGAAGGUCUCCAACCAAGUGCAACUGAAGAAGAAGAACAGGAGGCAGAAAUAGAGUAUGUUGAAGGCUAUGAUGGACUUGAAGAGGAAGAGGACAUGGAAGAUUUUGAUGGUCUCAUGAAUGAUGAAUCCUUUUUGGGCAAUGAUGAAGAUGGAAUGCAAGAAGAUAAUGAAGAAAUGGAUCGUUUAGAACAACACAUUCCCAAGAAACUACGAGCACUGUUGGAAUCUAAAUCACAAAAGACAGAUGGUGACUAUGCUGCCAAAAAGCCAAAUAAAAAGGGUCGUGUAAUAAUUGAGGUUGAGGAGGAAGGAGAUCCAAAACAGAAGGCACUUUUGUUAGAUUGAUUUCAUACAUGUGCUUUUCCUCCUUUUGUUGGGUAAGAUAGUAUUUCUCAAAUCACACACUCAGUAAAUCCAUAGCUUACAUGUGGCAUGAGGCUGUCAUAGAAUUGGCAUCUAAUAAACUUGCCGUAGAAUUGGCAUCUAAUAAACUUGCACAUUGCAAAUGCAUAAUUCUUUACUUUCAAUUUAUAGGCUAAUUGAUGUUUCUUUUAUUAAGAUCAUCAUCUAUACUCAUUAAACUAUAUGCACUGGGGUGCACCAAAAAUAUGGUAUGGAGUCGUAGGGAAAGAUGCCUUAAAAUUAGAGGAAGCUAUGAAAAAAAAUCUGUCAGAUUUGUUUGAAGAACCACCAGACUUGCUGCACAAUCUUGUAUGUAUAUGUUUGGUUAUGUCUCAUGUGCAUUUUUUAUAUGUCGAGAUCUCCUAGUGCCUUAUCAAAGGGAUGAAAAGAUUGGACUUUUUGAUGGAGCUGGUGUGGGAAGACUGAAUUUAUUAUGGAAUUGAUGAUCAACAAUGUUGGAAAAGGUUGACAUGGAAGAAUCAGCAAGUGAGAAAGAGGAGUCCAAUGAAAUUCUACAAGUUGAAGAUUGUGAUGGGGCUUGGGUUGACAAUAAUUACUUGCAAUCCUAUAUGGCAUGAACCUCCAUCACAAGUUUCUAGUCUUUUGACUAUUGUUCAUUAGUUGUAAAUGAAGUUUAUUUAUUUAUUUGUAUUGGGAUAAAUUUUAUUUGAAUAUUAGACAUAUUUCUUCUUU